Mollisia scopiformis is the source of this 1956-nucleotide messenger RNA. RefSeq lists its product as uncharacterized. Lineage: Eukaryota; Fungi; Ascomycota; Leotiomycetes; Helotiales; Mollisiaceae. Bases 1 to 1956 code for a protein of 651 amino acids. The record is from RefSeq and is a predicted model, not a curated record. The transcript is spliced from 4 exons.
AUGGCUCCCGCACUCUUGAUAUCGGAACAGGAUGGCGCAGAAAACACUACGCUUAAUCAUUCAACUGUCAAUGAUAUUGGUCUUACACCAUUAUGCCACAUCAUCACUCCCAUAGGCAUGCUUGGAUAUGGGUUCGACGAGAAUCUCACUCGCGAAGCACUCGAAGAUGUUAAGUCGGACGGCGUCCCAACAGCAUUGAUUUGUGAUUCUGGUUCCACGGAUUCAGGACCCGAAAAGCUUGCAUCAGGCUCCAUGACCGCCCCAAGAGCUAAUUACGAGCGUGAUAUCCAGAAGCUCUUGACUUUAAGUCACGAGUUCCGUGUUCCGAUUAUGAUUUCUUCCGCGGGUGGUGAUGGAACGGAUGAUCACUUGAAUGUCUUCUUGGACAUCAUUCAGGAGAUUUGUGAUGAAGACGUUAACAAAGCAUACAAAUUCAAGACACUCGCAGUGUACAGCAAUGUCUCAAAGGCCAAAGUCCUCGAAUCGCUCCGUGCAGGCAAGGUUAAAGGAUGCGGAUCAGCAGUUCCUUUACUGACGGAAGAGAAUGUCGAGGCUGCUACACAAAUUGUAGCGCAGAUGGGACCUGAGCCAUUCAUUCAGGCGAUGGAGGCCGAGUCCUAUUUUGACAUUGUCAUCGGUGGCCGUGCCUACGACCCCAGCCCGUACGUUGCUUGGUGCGUCUAUCAUGCAAACAAGAAUGCUUCUCCGAAAGGACUAUCGAAUGAGCAGCUCGGUGGCUUCACCCACAUGGGAAAGAUCAUGGAAUGCGGCGCACUAUGCGCUACUCCAAAGUCACAGAGCUCCAUGGCCACGGUAUACCAGGACGGGAGCUUCGAUAUCAAGCCUCUCAGCCCCGGAGCUCGAUGCACUCCCACCUCUGUUGCUUCUCACACUUUGUAUGAGAAAACUCGACCAGACAUCCUCCCUGGUCCGGGAGGUAACCUGAACCUGACCAAAUCCUCUUACAUCCAGCUUCCAGACGACAUCUCCGUUCGUGUCCGUGGUGGCACUUUUGAGUUCUCCCGCUCUGUCGGCCUUCCUUACACCGUCAAGCUUGAAGCGGCAAAGGUUGUUGGUUACCGAACCAUUGUUAUGGGUGGUAUUCGAGACCCCAUACUAAUCUCCCAAUUCUCAAAGGUUGAGAUAAUGAUUCGGACACAUGUUGCUUCGCAGGUGAAGACGUCCGGUGAUGAGUUUUGGAAAUUGGGAUUUCACAUUUAUGGAGCGAGUGGAGUUAUGCAGUCUUUGGAGCCUGGACCAGAGGAAUAUCAACCUCGUGAGAUCUUCUUGGUCGCUGAGGUAUUGGCUAGUACUCAGAAGCUUGCCAAUUCUGUUGCUCAUACUACUCGAGUCGGGAUUGUUCAUGGUUCGUAUGAAGGUCAGAGAGGUACCGCUGGCAAUUUCGCAUUUGGUGUUGGCGGCAAGACGGACAUUGAGAUGGGACCUUGUGGUGAAUUCUGCGUGUAUCACCUCAUGUCGCUUGAAGAAGGAGAGCAGGGUACCUGGAAGAUGAACGGCGAGAAAACUGUGGCCAAGUCUAACGGAAAGGUCAAACCAACAUUCGCCUCAACCCUCAAUUACACCGCCCCUCAAACCCUUACGGACAUCUCCCCUGUAAUCCGUUCCAAAAACUCCGGCCCCUACGAAAUAACGCUUGACGUUGUCUUCUCCUCCCCCGAAAUCUACGAAAUCAUCAAGUCCUCCUCUCUCCUCUCGCCCUCCACCAUCGCAAGGAUGUACCAUCUGGCCGAAGACGAGAUCAUCUGGUGCGGAUUCUUCGAUCAGGCGUUGGGAUGGAAAUGUACAUUUCCAAGGAUGGAGAGGGUUAAAGUUGCCAGUGGGAGCUUUAUGGAGAGUGAUGUUCAUGCUAGUCAGCAGUAUGCGGGGUUGCUUGGGUUGGAGUUGAGCGUAGAGGUUAGGGAUAAGAUUGUGGGAUUGGGGUUGAAGGUUGUGUGA